This is a messenger RNA of Colletotrichum paranaense, 3363 nucleotides long. RefSeq names its product WD repeat domain-containing protein. The record is from RefSeq and is a predicted model, not a curated record. Bases 1 to 3363 code for a protein of 1120 amino acids. The transcript is spliced from 3 exons. Gene Ontology annotation, cellular component: TORC2 complex; TORC1 complex. Gene Ontology annotation, biological process: TOR signaling; regulation of actin cytoskeleton organization. NCBI's taxonomy places the organism in Eukaryota, Fungi, Ascomycota, Sordariomycetes, Glomerellales, Glomerellaceae. Gene Ontology annotation, molecular function: protein binding.
AUGUUUGCGAGUCCGAAGGGCAAGUCGAACGCCACGACGAUCGAUCUGACGGCCGCCCCGAAGAAGAAGACCGACAUUAUCGACCUCACGCUCGACGAUGACCGCGAAACCAGCUCACGGCCUGCUGAGGCCGAACCGCCUCGAAAGAGGCAACGGAUGCACUACGGUCCCGACUUUCCUAUUGACCCGGAUGGCGGUGACUCUGAGAAAUUCAUGCGGUGCCUGAACGCACAGGUCAGGCCAUACAUCACCGAGGCGUUGCUCAAUGUUCCGCAAGAUACGUUCAAGAUUGCAGAUAUCGCUCGACGGGUGCUCGGGGAGGUGUACCAUUCCGCUAUAGAAGACGACGUGAUCGACAUCAACCAAGGUUUCCUGUCCCAAAAUGCAGUCAAGAAGCUGGCCGCUCUCGCGCGUUAUCGUAUUGCGGACCUUUGCAACAAUUACGAGGUGAGAACCGACCCUUACACUUACGAAUACAGGAAAAAGCCCCUAAGCUUUGGUGGGAUUCGGGUCCCCCUCCACCCGGACGGAUAUCGUGGAUCGAGACUCGCUUCCGAACAAGGUCCUCCGACGGCGCCAGCCAGGCCAGCGCCGCGGCCGGCGAAGAAACAACCUCGACCGAAGCCUCCAGCGAAGAGUCGACGAGAGUCUCAGCCGGCGCCUGAGGUGGAGUACCAGCCAGAACCCGAGCAAGAACCCUACCCAGCGCCUCAACCCCCAGCUACAGAACCCCCGGUCGUCGCCGUUUCGACAACGAACUAUCGAACGAGGGCGCAGGCCAGGUCCUUCAAGUUAUGGAAGGCCCAUGAUUCACAGGCCGGGGCGGCGGCGGCUACCCCAGGCCACAAGGCCAAAGUAGCCUGGAUGACGAUGCCGCGGCGGCCAUACACCACAACGGAAGAGCGCGAGACGAUUCUUCGUGGCACCUCCAAGCUUGUACGAAACCUACCGGCGGCGACAGCGCCGGGCUCACUGCCCUUCCACGUCGACUUCACACCCGACGAGUUGGAUGACGUACGGAGAGUAGUGCGGGCUAUGUGUGACAAGAAGGUCAAGCACAAGCGGAGGGACAAUACGGAUAGAGAGCUGGGAAAGAUGCUGAGAAAGCGGCCCGACCUGCUCACGACUUUACCACCCAUGAUCGAGCUUAAGGGAACGCUUGCGCAGCGAGACCACGUUGCGAUUCGGAACUUCCUCGACGAGCUAGCGAAUCGGCACAAGAGACCGGCCCGGCAUCCAAAGGUGCUGACGUUGGAGGUUGACGAGUCCGACAAGCAGGGUGAGGCACAGCGUACCAGUCAGAUUUCUGCGCUCUUGUUGGCGCGGGAAGUCGACGGAAACCGAGGCUUCGGCCGGAUGCGUCGCCACAUCAACUUCACCAACGAGUUUAGGAAGGCUCACGAAGACGACAUGGAGAUGCGGGCAGAGUGGGUGGGCUGCGCUGGUGACAUUAUGACGAUUGCCUGGACUUCAGACACAAACUUCGUCUGCGGAGCCACGGCUCAUUCCGAUUCGCACAACCAGCAAUACAACAAGGCUGGUAAUCUUUUGCUUUGCUCGACGACGUUGGGCCAGCUGAAGGCGUAUCCGGACCACAGAAUCCCUCGACCGAUUGUCGAGAAGGGCGAGAACUCCACAGAGGCUAUGAGGGAAAGUCAGAGCCCGUGGCUCUACUCCUCCGUCGUGUCUUCUGACUAUGAUCGCAUCAAUAACCGUGCCUACACGUCGAGUUUCGACAAAACUGUCAAGGUGUGGAAGGUCGAUGACAGAGGAGCAAAUAUGGAGGCUUUAGGCACUUGGGAACACGCGGGCAAUGUCAACUUUGUGGCUGUAUCUAAACACGAAUCUGGCAUGGUGGCGACUGCUGCUGAUGUGCCCACCCAAGCUGUCCGGGUCUACCGCGUUGAUAACGACAACGUAUCUCAGAGCCCUUAUCAGGUAUAUACCGGCUCGAGAACAUGGGACGAAGGGAAUGAGGAGACGACAGCAACCCAGAAAUGGGCUUACUUUCCAGCAACGAUGCAAUGGGGCUUAGCCGAAGGUGUGCAACACUUGCUUCUCGUUGGCUACUCCCCUCGCAGUCUCACGGGAGAUGAUAACGAUAUUCCCGAUGAGAAGUUGAACACCGGCGAAAUCUGUCUUUGGAACUGCCUCACGGGCGAAAAGAUCAAGGUUUUGACGGCGUCUACACAGAACGUCUUUGAGGUGGUUUGGCAUCCCACUCUACCGAGCUUCAUUGUGGCAACAUCCCCGGCUGGGCUGAUGGUUGACGACGAGACUCUGACGCAGAUUCGCAUCUUCCGCCCUAGCUUGACGCCUGAAGGCGACACAGCCUUUGGCGAGAUGCAGUGCCUGGACUGUCCGGCCAAGGAUAUCAACGAGCUCACAAUCAAGCCCAACAGCGUCCUCUGCUCAUACGUGACUGCGGCUUGCACCGAUGGAAAAGUGUACGUCUGGGAUACCUCGCGAGGCGACAAACCUAUCCACGCUCUACGGCAUAAGAAGCCGAUCGACGAAUUCGAUCCAAAUUUGGGAAAGCGAGAAGACCUGGACGUGGGCGUCAAAUUCACGGCGUGGGGGACUACAGCGGAUCGCUUCUACACAGGCGGGUCAGACGGAGUAGUCAAGGUGUGGAACGUACGCAAUUUCCGGCAGCCCCUCGUCCGGGACCUUCUAGAGGCUCCUGGAGCUAUAGCAUGCGGAGCUUUCUCUCCAUGUUACUCGAGGCUUGCUAUCGGAGACGCGAGUGGUCGAGUGAUGCUCCUCUCGCUGAACAAGGAGGACGAGCCUCCGGCCAAGUUCGUCCUACCCCCGAUGCCGGCGGGCAUGCGACCUCGUCGUCCCGUGCGCCGUCCGAUACCCGUCAUCGAGCACGCCGAUCCCCCGGCUCCACACCAGAAUAAUCAGGACCAAGAGCCCAAGACCGGAGUCGAGAGAGGACGAAGAAUGCUCUCCUCUGGCCAACUCAUUCGUCACCCGGACGCCACCGUCGGCGUCAUCCAGGGGCCUGCGUAUUUCACCUUAGGCCUGCACUGCCCCAAAUCGCAUUUUGAAGGCGAUGCGUCCCAGCCCCUGUUGGCGAAGGUCGAGGAGAUUCAGCAGGAGAACCAAAAGAUGUUCCGCCGUAGGUCGCUGCGGGUUACCCGUCUCCGGCCGCUGACUGACGUGGGCUCCGUGGCCCUCGAGCGUCGGCAUGCGCGCAACGUGUCGAGGGACUUGGAUCUGCAAGAGCUUUGCGAGAUGACGAAGCUCAAUCUGCUCAUGGACCAGGUGAAUAUCGACGACCCUAUCUACGAUGAGGGGUGGGAUUUCGAAUAUGAGGAGGGUGACCUCGAUAAGAGCAUUUGGGCUACGCUUUCGUGA